Molecule: messenger RNA, 20221 nt
Organism: Toxoplasma gondii ME49
Lineage: Eukaryota; Apicomplexa; Conoidasida; Eucoccidiorida; Sarcocystidae
Exons: 6
Coding region: 1-20001 (6666 amino acids)
Molecular function (GO): protein binding
Source: RefSeq, a predicted model, not a curated record
AUGCCGCCCUUCUCCCCGCCUCCACCCUCCUCUUCUUUCUCUUCUUCCUUCUCUUCUGUCUCGAAAUCUGCUGUCUCCUCUUCCGCGCAGGCUCCGCCGCGAGACGGACCCGACGCCUUCCAUGGGGAUUCCUCUGGGCUCCGUGAACGCGAAAUGUCUGCGCCUCUGGGGUCUUCUCCUCCAUGUUCUUCUGUCUCGUCGGCUGCCAGGACACCGCAGGCGGACGUCGCCGGCUUCCCCUCCUUCUUGUCUUCCGUCGCGUCCACCUCUCAGACGCUGUCUCUUUCUGUUGCGUCGACUUCCUCUGGCCCAUCACCGCCGCCAAGUCAUCUCCUGAACGCCGCACAUCUGCCGCACUGGAGCCUCGCGACUUCGCCUGCGCCCUGCUCGCCUCAGGCCUUCCCGAGCUCGCCAGACGCGUUGAUAGGUGCAUGCAUACCUCUGCCUCCGGCGGCGACUGCAGGCAAGGUCAGCCGCGCGAACGGAUCUCUGCCGCCGUUCUGUGUAGUUGUCGCAGCUGUCUCGCCCAUCAUUCACACCUCUUCAGGCCUGGACGGCUCGUCUGUUUCGGCGCUCUGCUCGGCUCCGCGCCUCGACGCAGGCGGCGGUGCGCCGGACGCCUCCAGCGCGUCUUCUUCCUUCGAAGCUGCGCAGCCCACGGGCGCCGCGGCUGUCUCCUCGCUCGAGGGCUCUCUCUCUCGAGAGCAAGUCGCCACCUGUCUCUCUCUCUCUUCGUCCUUCGUCUACGCCGCGGCGUUCCACUCCUGCUCCCAGCUUCGUUGUCUCUCCGACUGCGUGUACAGUGCUCUCAGCAACGAGGUGUAUCUCAUCCACGUACCAGCUCUCCUCUUCGCCCAAAAACUUUCGCGGCCCUUCGCCGACUGCGCCGGCCAUGUCGGGGGGACUGACGGCCUCGACCGGCCCGUAGCGACGGCGCUCGGCGCCCAGGGUGCUGCCUGCGUCUGGCCCUCUCAGGUGUAUGUACACCCGAGACGGCGCUACAAGACCGUCGCGUGCGCCGACGGCGGCGGCGGUCUGGGGCCUUGGGGGAGGAGGCCCUAUGGUCUCCGUGGCGAGGACGAGGGAAGCCCAGACGCGCGUCGCCUCGCAGUCGCGCGGAGACGGACCGUCCUCACGCAAAUCAGCUGUCAGUCUCUCUGGAGGCCAGCUGCGACUGCAGAUGGAAGUUCCGGGGAGUCCGUGGCUUCCUCUUGCCCCGUGAGUCGAGCCGGGACGCUCUCUGGGGAAGACUUGCUGCGCGGUGACCGCAGGAGACAGCCGUCGCGGCCUUUGUCCUGGGAAGGUCUCCCGCUGCAUGCACUCUCGGGUGUGGAGACAGCCGGCGUCGAUCGCUGUGUGCUCGGCGGAUUCCCUCUGUCUCCAGCAGUCUCCGCCUCGUCACAGCCUCCUUCCGUACUUCUGUCGCUUCUUUCGCGAGUGCUGCCUGCGCCCUUCCCCUCUCUCUGGCCGCCUCUCGUUCUUCUCCAAAACCUCGAGAAGGAAGACCCUCUAGGAGACGAGAGAGGAGACACCAUAGAGCGUCGAGAGACCUCCGACGCGCCUUCUGCCCAUCUGGCUUUCUCUUCUUCUCGUUCCUCGCGUCCUCCUAUGUCUCCAUCUCUGUCUGCUUCUUCUCCGUCGCCGUCCGCCGCUUCUCACGUGAUGGUCCUCGGUCACGCGUACGCAAUGAGUGUAUGUACACACAUGGGUGCGACGCGGAGUGUGCAGAUACACCCGCCGACUGCAUGCACGGCGCUGCUGCUCUUUUCGGACGUUGAGGGCUGGGGCGUCCACGUUUGGAGAGAACGCGAGCCUUGUUCAGGGGUCCUAGAGCUCGCCAUUCGCGUAGAAGUUCCCGCGCCUCUCUCUUCGCUCGACGGCGACGAGAGAGGCGGGAGAAGGGAGACGAAGAGACACUGGAGUGACUUGUCACGAGGCAGCAUCGAGGCAGACGUCCAGGGGGCUGAACGCGAGAGCGUCAAGAAAGAGGAGAAAGCCGAGGCGCAAGGCGAUUGGAGCUGGAGACCGGCAACACCCCAUGGGCUAGUCAAGGUUGCCGUCCUCGAGCUCGACGAUCGCAUGCAAGGAAUUGGAGGUAGUGGUCUCUCGUCUCUCGACUUUGGCCUCGCGGACUCUUCGCCAUUCGCAGCCGUUCCCCGUCAGCACAUUCUCUUCUUCUACCUCGCCUCGGAGCCUCGCGUUGAAAACGACCUUUCCACUUUCUUCCCGACGCAAAAGCUCCCUGUGCCCCGCACGAAGCCGCCGCGUUCCUCGCGUGAUGGAGAGAACAAGGACGCCUUUGUGUCUGGCGAACGAGAGAGCCGGCGCAGACCGGCGGGCGAGGAGACAGCGAGAGAGAAGAGCGAGAUGCGGAAGCGGCCAAGAGAGAAGAGCGAAAGGAGGCAGUUCGCCUUCCUCGGGGCCUUCAUGGUCGACGGACUCGCCAGAGGAGCCGUAGGCCGCCCUGUCGUCCAGCGCGUUGCUGGACCCGCCCAAGUGCCUCUGCAUGCGACCGGCGUGGACGUCGCGGAAAUUGAGAAGGUCGAACCUUGCGAAAUUUCCAUGAUGACGUCCUUCCUGACAGUUUCGUCGUCAUCUGCGGUUCCCCCUGUCCCCUCCGGUGUGGUGUUGGGGGCGCCGGUGGCCGGGGGCCUGCCCCUGUGUGGAGCGAGCGCAGCGCUUCCGCCGCUUGUGGGGGCGAGGCAGCAGCAGCAGAUUUGGUCUACGCAACGUCGCUCUGGGGUGUCUUCUGUCUCUGCGAUGGCCGGCAACCUGGUGUGGGGCGAGUUGACGGGUCUCCUCGCGUCCGCCAUUCCCUCCUGUCGGCUGACCUUGCGGACAGGCGCAAACGACCAAGUAGAGCUCCUGCUCUCGCCUUUGGUUCUCUGCUGCCCGGAGCCGCCUGCUCCCUCGAAGACGAAUCCCGAGCCGGGCGCCGGUGAAGCUGAAGGCGGCAGGGGGGGCGAAGCCGUGAUGGGGCCCUGUCUCCGCUAUGCGUUGCGGUGUCUGUCCUCGGUCUCUCGGCGAUUCCUCCCUGUGGCUGCACCCGCCUCGUUGGAGGCCUUGUGGCUCAGGCGGCGGAGCCUUCUGCGGCCUCUGGCGGGCCUCGCCCCGGCUCCAUCUGCACUGUGGCUUCUUCCUCUUCAGCAAACGCUAAGGGGAAAGGAUGCCGGCUAUUCGCCCCCGUCACUGACGACUUUGUGUAAACAAGUUGCACCUCAGAGGACCCUCGACAGCUCCGGCGGGGGUUGGGAGGGAGAUGAGGAACCUUCCCUGAGGUUGCAACAGAACGAGGGAGCGCAUGCGUCGACGUUCACUUCUUCGGAAGGUGCGGACAUCAACGCUUCUCUCGCGGUGUCCCCGCGCCCGAGUCCCGCCCCUGGCGGAGACUCCGCAGAGGAGACAGCGAUGAAAUCUUCUUUCUCGCGGUCGGCCUCGCGGGCCUCUGCAUGUGCGGGGUCUCCUUCCCUGAUGUCGCUGGCGGUACUCCCCGAGUUCAACGUCGCGGCAGGCAUCGUGGGGACGGAUGAAGCCGGGGAGCCCAGCGGACCCGUGUACCUCUGGCAUUACAGCGACAUGCUUGCAGGCCGACCACCGGUGUGUUGUCUCCAGUCUCGCCUCAGCGGCGAUGGUCGCGUUCGAUCCAAGCCCGGACACAGUCUCAGAGGCGAGGGGCGAAGGCGCGCGGAGGCCUCGAGACGGGAAAGGCUCCUGCCCCCGAUGCAGCAGGUCUCCUGGGUUCCGGCCUCGUCCCUCGCCCUGUUUCAGCGCGCAUGCGCCGGCGCUCGCGUCGACGUUCAAAGCGCGGGGGGACCCGCCCUCGAGGAGACGCCUGAAGGCCCGCUUCGCCUUCCUGGAGACGCGGGAGAGAGAAGCAAGGACACAGAAGAGGCACUCGCCCGCCCGGACAUGGUCAGCGGUCACUUGCCUGUCCUCUUGUGUGUCGCCGCGGAGGCGAUUCGCGAAGGAGAGUGCAUGCGCACAAAAACGAGACGCCGGCCUCUGGUGUAUGCAUUUGAGGUUGACCUCCUUCAUGCGCUCUUUGGCAUUCGCCAGGUGUCUCUCGCCGUCGCUCCUUCCAUGUCGCCACUUGUUCCGUCCCUGUCUCCAUUUGAGGCCCCUGUCUCCGCGCGGUCUCCCUGCCGCCCCGCCGCGGGGCGCCGAGAUCCUUUCUGCUCGUUCGCUCGCGUUGUCGCCUCUCAAGUCGUGGAGUUGCCUGUGACCUUCGUCGCACGAACAGUCCAGUCCCGUCUGCUGCUUCUGCUUCUGGUCGAAACGGUAGAGAGUCUCCGCCCGCAUGCGUCCAGUUUGGAGAAAGAGGUGGAACCUGCGGAUCUUGACCCUCUGGCGCGCGGCUCGACGCAGCCGCGCCCGUCUUCGUCGCUCUCUUACUCUCUUCUUCUCUUUGGGCUCGGCCCCCAUUUGUGUCUCAUCAAUCCCAAGGCUACAAUCGCUCGAGGAGAGCAUAAGCGAGAGGAGGCUCUUUCGCGGAGUGCUCCUGAAGAUAUCUUUCCGUCUCAACCAGGAUCCUCGCCUGCCUCCGUAGAUUCGUUUGUGAGACGCCAGGCAGGGGUGCUUGGCUCUGAGCUCCUUGGAGUCUGGCCUGCCCUCAGUCCGCUGGAGGCGCAUGCGACAUGGGGUGAGGCCGGUGAGCCGCUCCUCGAUGCGUGCGUUGUGUCAUCCUCAGCUCUCCUACUCGCCUCGCCGCUCUUCUUCCACGAGCCUGCUGGGGUGUUUCUGCCAUCCGUCAACUCGUCGCCUGUCCGCGGCAUCUCCCGUCUCCGCCAUCAACUGCCUUCUCAGUCUGUCUCGGGGGCCGCUAAUCCUGCACUCUUCUCUGGUGGCGGAGUGUGUUUUCUUUUCCUUCUUCGCCUUGUCGCCCCUGUCCCUUCGAGCGGGGCUGAGGCUCUCCCCGCUGUCCCUUCAAACGGUGACAGUGAGGCCCUGCGAGGAUUCGGGCGCGAUCUUGGCCCCUGCUCUCUCUCGCAGCUGUCUCUUUUCGCGGUCGCCUCGGUCCCUCAACGCCGGCGGGUCACGGCCCUCGCCCUCGCCCCAGACACUCUCGCUGUGGGGACAGGACCCGCCCCCUCAAGGCCUUUCAGGCGAGAGCGGGAAGCGGCCGUCGGGGGCGUCGAACCGGAGGCCCCCCUCGCGUUUGUCUAUUCUCUUCGUGGGCUUCCGCUGGUUGUCCCCUGCGCCUCCGAGGCGGGCGUGCGAACGGCAGCUCUCUCUUUCCUCUCCAGUCUUGCUGUGUCCUCCGGGCGCCCGCAGGCUCCCGUUGCAGAGCCCCAGUCGUCUCCAAGCAACGCCCCAGAGCACUCCGUCCUCUCGGAUCUGGCCCAAAGCUUCGCAUGCGCCCAGGCGUCCGGCGUUGGGGCUGCCAGCCUCGCCCCGACUAGGAGAGACGCGCCGUCUCCGGUGUCUCCUGCCGCAGGCUCUUCGCCCGUAGAGACAUGCGCCCUGGGCCUCGAGCGGGUCCUCGCGGCCGUGGCGGCGGCGCCCCACUUGAAGCCGGAGACGGCGCUGCCCCUCGUUAGACUCGGGGGGGCGCCGCUCGGACAGCUUGCAUCUGGAGCGGCAACUGGAGGACCUCGGCAGGCCUCGGCGUCCAGGUGUUCAGGCCCAAAGCCGGCAUGUCACCGCGCGCCUCCGAGAAUCGAUGGGAAGAGUCGGGAAGCCCCGAAUCCGUCUGCAAGCUUCACCUCCGCGUACGGGCGACUUCGUACCUGGCGCCGGGGCCAGGGGACCCUGGCGGUGCCGCCGGCGGAGACAGGAGACAACAGAGGCCCGAACGAAGGACACCGGGCGAGAGACCGAGCAGAGACAGCUGUUUCCGUUGCCGGUCCCGGUCUGGAGCCGUCCUCCGGAGACAUGUCCUCUGCGGGCAGCGGACAGGCGGAUUUCGCGUCUCAUCGCGUUUGUCGUAUGGGGCUCUGUCGCCUCCCAGGCGCGACGACGGGUCUGCUCGUGAAGACAGUGAGAUGCAGGCCUGCUCGCGGAGACAGAGUGAUGUCUCCGGACGAUGCUUGCAGCUGCGUGUAUCUGUUUGUUUCAGUCCCAGCGCAGGCAGGUCAGAGUCGCUUCGGAAGUCGAUUCCGUCUGCCGGCUGCACAGUCUGCCCCGCACAUCUGGCUCCGGCUCCUGCCCCUCCCGCCGGAGAACUGUCUCCCCACACCGCAGCUCCAGGCCUUUUACCGGCACCCUCUCGUCGCCGGUUUGCGAGACGCGUGGUGGGGCCCUGAGGCAUCUGCGACUCUCUUCGCCUUCCUGGCACUGCCGCCCGCCACCUGCUUGGGAGGCUUCGCAACCUCGCAUCUGGGCGACGAGACAGGGAACACCUCAGAAGCCUCGGGCGCGACGACCCCGCUGCCCCAUCAUACCUCUGGCGCACCUAGUCCCCUCGUCUUGAGCCGCCAGGCGUCGACUGAGGCUCUUCUCUCUCCGGGCCUCUUCUCCGGACUGCCGGACGAGCUCCGGGCGCGACCUGACUCAACGCAGGCUCUUCUCGCCAGCCCUGUGCCCGGCCUCGUGCAGAGAUUCUCCCUCCACACCCUCUUGCCUCUUCUUCUUCCCGUCGCCGCCUUCCCAUGGGCGCCCCUCACAGGGGCCCCGGCUGGCCCGCGAGGCCCUGAGGAGCCCCACCGCUCGCGCCUCUCUCCGGGUGUUUCCGAGAGGCCCUCCGUCCAGGUGAACCCGACGAACGCUGCAGCCGCAACCGUCGCCUCAGUCGCUUCGGCCUCUGAAAGCCACACAACGCUUGCGCUCUGCCAACAACGCGAGCAGUGGGAGAUCGAACGGCGGAUGCUCCAAGUCGUAGCGGCGCCCUUGCUCCUCCCUUACCACCCCUCGGUCCUCGGGGCCCUCUUCUCCAGCGGUUUCGUCGGCUCUGUCAAGUGGAUUCUCGGAACCCUGCUCAGGUGUCUCCGAGCCGCCGGGCUGGCCCGCGGAGACAAAACGGACUCCAGCGGCGUUCGCGUUAGAGGCCUGGAGACGUCGGCGUCCUUGGAGACAACGCGGCUUCUGGGGGGCUUCAUUGAGCCCAAAGAGUCGCGAGUCAGCGAGGCGGAGUCCGAGGGUCUCUGGGACGCUGCGGCGCCCGAUGAAACAGAUGCAGGAGACCCUCGUGUAGGUGCGCUUUCGAAAGAGCUGGGAGGUGCAGACGCCGUCUGCGGGUGUCCAAAUCGCGGCAGCUGGAACAGUGGAAAUGCCAAAUCUGCCAACGACCUCUGCGGCUGCUGCUGCGUCCUCGAGUCCCUGCUCCAAACCUCCAUGAUGUGCUUGUCUGGAGUUUUUCUUCAGCUCGCAGCUGAAGAGCAGGACCGCGUGGCGGCGCGGGCCGCUCGAGGGCUCCAGAGCAACGCCAAGGGUCCCUCGAAAGACUCGCGAAGUUCGCGUAGAGACGGAGCCGCCUGGGAGGGACCUGGGGCCUCGCUCGCAUCCUCCUCGGAAGCCGCAGUGGGGUCCGGAGAUCUCAGGGGGACACAGGUCCCCGCCCAGCGAAGGCAGGGCCUUUUCGAAACCCUGCUGACGCGGUGUGGGGUGGCCGGAAGAGGCGAGACCGCAGGACCGAUCGCCUCAGACGGGCGCGAGCUCAGCUGCCCCAGGGCGGACAGCGAGCACUUAGGUGUCUCUUCAGAAAGAGACGAUUUGUUCGCAGGGUUGGCCUCGGGAGCUCGCGCGUUUGAAACGCCGAGGCCGAAGGUCGGCGAGAGAGCCGCGGACUUGUUUGCGGCCUCGCCGGGCCUCGACGAGGAUCCCUUCGACGUCUCCGAUAUCCUUGGGCUCCGGAAAAAGGGAGUGGAUGUCUUCGGAGCGAACGCCUUGGGGACUUCGACGCGCUGCGACCAGCCGACGCAAAGUCAGGCUCCUCCUUGCCCUUCAUCUUCUCUUUCGUGUCUCUCUGCUUCCUCGCCUGCGUCUCUGGACCCCGUCACGGUCGGCCUGACGCCCGCCGACUACAAGCUUCUUCUGCUACUCCUCGCCCAGGAUCUACCGGGCCUGCGUCUGUCUCCCCUGGAGCAGAGACAGCUGUGGGGUUUCGUCGCGGCGCUCAGGAACCUCGAGCUGGGCCAGAGCGACCGCGGGGAGAAACCUGUUUCCUCUCUCGUCGAGGACUUCCCUCAGGUCGCCGCAGCCGUCUUCGAAGCCGCGGGCGCCGCCUCAGACGCCAUUGCCCUCUCAGGGGCCUGCGGCCGGGCGCGAGGAGGCCUUUCUGUCCCUGCCGACGCGCUCUUGACAACUGGCUCUGCGAUGCAGCUGGAGGCCGGGGGGAACCUCCGGCCGAAGGAAGAAAAGGCGACGAGAAGUGGAUGGGGCUUUGAGGAGGAACAGGCGGCGCGUCUCGCGGGGAACGCACUCCGCAGUUGGGCGCUGCGGGGGUCGACAGCGGCCACAGACGGCAAAAGAAGAUCCGGCGAAAUGGGCAAGGAGGCCUGUCUUGCGAGAGCCAGACUCGGACUUCUUCAGGUGGAGCCGGAAGCAGACCUGCCGAGAUCUGGGAGUCAGGCCCCACCACAGCAGCCUAGCAGUCCUGUUGUCUCCUCGUCUCUCUUGAGCAGCGAAGAUCUUUGCUGGUGCGUCCAUGCUGACGGCGAAGAGGCGAUGCUGGCUGAGGCGGUUGCCAGCGCCCGGCAAGCACCCGGUGCCCAAGGGAAGCUACUGUGGCCUCACAUCAAAAAACGCGGCGUCGGCUUCUGGCUACGGAACCCAACGCAGGUCAAGGCCCUCGCAGACUUGCUUCUCAAGGACGCCACCGUUCUCGCGGCUGCGGAGACUGCCGCGCAGCAGGGCCCUUUUGGAGCCCAAGGCGGUCGCAACGGAGACAGGGGCGCGGGCGUCGCUUCGGGCCUGGCGUUCCAGACGGCCGAGGCGAGAGGCGGGGCCGAAGACAGACCCGGCGGACACUCAAAGGCGAGUCAUCCCUUUCUCCACCAGGACUCCGCGGCGCUCUGGUCCGUCGCGAGCGCCAGAUUAAAUUUCAUAAAGGCGGCCUAUAAACAGCAAAAAAACCUCAAGGUCGUCGAGUUUCUAUCACGUGAUUUCAGUGACCCUCGGUCGCAGGCUGCAGCGGAGAAGAAUGCCUACAAGCUCGUCCAGCAGAGGCGGUACCAUCUAGCUCUCGCCUUCUUCAUCCUGGCGCGGCAGAUUCGAGAAGUCUGCGACCUCUGUUGUCGCCAACUGCAAGACGUUCAGCUCGCUCUUUUCCUGUGCCGCCUGACAGAUGCAACGCAGCGCCCGUGUGGGCCGCCUCUUGGCGCAGACUCUUUUUCCAGUGCGUCUGCGUUUCCUCCUCCCACAGACGCAAGCAGCCGACAGUCGCCAAGUUCCCUUACCUCGGCCGGAGCAGGCUGCGCGCCGCCGUCACCUGGGAGCCUCCCGGUCGCCUGCGGGACUCUAUGCCCGUCGGCGUCUCCGCCUCCGCUCUCGUCUCCGACCCUCGGCGCGGAGUCGCCGGGCGGUGCGCUGUCUCCGUCAAGUGUCACCUCGAGUCCCGCCGCCGAGUACCGGCGGGUGUUGAUUCUCCGCCUCGCGCCUCUCGCCGCGGCUGCGGGAGACGUUUGGCUGCUUCACCUUGCCUUCUGGCUCGCGGGGGACCACGGGGCAGCCUUCUUUGUGCUCCUGCCGCCCCACUUGCCUCCGGCGUCUUUCUCUCGCCUCGCACCUCUCACUCAGCCGCAUGCGCAAAUCGCGACCUGUUGCCCGACAGAGGGGGGGCGCAGGGCGAAUUCUCGCGGCUGCGCGAGUCCCGACCACACCUGGAACUGGCGCUCUGAGCACAGCGACCUCUCGACGUUGACGCCGUUUGACCCGAGGCCCUUCUUCUUCUCCCCACACUCCUCACGCGCCUCAUGUCUGUCUCCAUCUCUCUCCUCUCUCGUUUCCGCGUCCGGCUCCGCCAGGGCCUCCCUCAUCACGCAUGCCGAGGCCAGUCUGUCUCGCCUUCAAGGCGCCCCCACAGGGUUCUUUUCCUGGGCCGGCACAGAUGCGUCGGACACCGCCAGUCUGCAUGAAGACGCCGACCGUUUUGACGGCGGCGCCCUGAGGCACUCUGCGUUGUCUCUAAGUCUUGUGGCCUUCCGCAGCGUCGUCCAAAACGCUUUGCCGAUUCAGCGACUUCGCGUCCAGCUCGAGGAGCAACACACGCAGCUCCAACUCGCCCGGGAACUGCAUGCGCAGCUCAGGGCCCAGAGCCCACUGGCGCGCGCUCUGGGCUCAGCGGUGAGCGUCGUGUGCGGACCUCGGGAAGACACCGGGACUGGGGACGGUCACUCCCCCGGGGACGACCAGAGCCGGACCUUGUCGUUUGGCUCUUUGCCGUCGCGAGGCUCUCUGUCGAAUCAGCCACCCUUUCACUUUCUCCACCACAGCAGCGCCUCUACGCUCGCGGGCUUCUCCGACACGACGCGUGGGGACUCCGAGGUCGGGGGUGGGGCUCUGGGGCGCCGGGGAGAGAGCGGCUGGGUGGACUCCGCCGUUGACUGGGGCGCAGACGGAGACUCUGACCGCGAAGGCAGAGAAACAGGAGACACUGCUUCCGCGGGGACCUCCCGGCGCAGGCCAGGUGGCUCGGGAGGACCAGAGGGAGAACAGAGAAUCGCUUUUGGAGGCGAAGGGUCUCGCGACUCGCCGCAGCUGCAGUCACACUCAGAUGCAACGCAGGGAUCCGCCGUCGGGCUCGGACCGCUUGGGGCUCCGAGUCCGAGGCCUCCAGGAGACAGAGAGAGACGCGCUGUGCCCGCUUCCCCAGGGACGUCGGCUGGCUCGAUCGAGGCGCGCGGGGCUUCUGGAGGCGCGACGCCGACCGAGCCCGCGGGUGUGGGGGAGUCGUCGGGUGCGGAAGCGUCAGGAGUGGCUCGCGGCGUGGAGUUGGCGGAGUCUGCUGUUUUCGGAGAAGCGGUUCUGUGGGCCCUCAAGAAUCCUGCGGCGGCUGCCAUGUGCGAACUCUACCUCCUCACACUCGCCUACCUCCACCGGGGCGAGGCGUUUCUCGCCGCGGUCGCAGCCACGAGGUUCCUAGCUCUCGCUCGCCGAGCGGAUUUAGACGAGAGGCAAGAAGGCGAAAAGAGCAGUGGCCUGUCGCACGCACCAGGAGAAGAACAUGCUGUCUCCUCGAGAGGCGAGACUGGUCUGGGUCGCUCCUGUGGAGACAGUGGAGACUUUGCGAGCACACAAGUCGCCAGGGGAGGCCCCACAGCGCAGGCUGCCUUCGAGCUUUUGUUUGCUUCCUGGGCUCCAUGUCUCACUGUGAACAGAUCUUUGCCUUCUUCAGAAGCGGCGAUGCAAAUCCGGCUCCCGCUCCCAGAGAGUCUCUUUGAGGUCAAAGCCGGGGAGUCCUGCCCGUCCCCUCAACUGUCUGCUACGCUCGCUGCGCUGACUGGCCUGAAUGCAGGCACUCUGCUUCUUCUUCCGGAGUCGCCCUUUGCGUCUCUCCUAAGUCUGCCUGUUGCAUCUGGGGUCUCCGAAAAGGUGGCUCCAAACUGUCUCCACUGCGGUGUCUCCGAGGCCGCGUCCUCCCCCCAAGCUGUCUCCCUCAGUCUCCCCGACACCGUCGCCUCUUGUUUCGUCGCCUUUCUAGACCGGAUGUGUGGGGCGGCUGGAUGUCGCCUCGUCCUCAACAAGACCCUUCUGGCCUCGAGCUCUCUCAGCGCCGCCGCCGCCCGCAAGAGCGCCACAGCCUUCCCCUUCAGUCCCCACUGUCCCUCCUGUCGCCCGCGGAUCUUCGCGAACGCAGAGGCGGCUUCGCUCGCGGGUCUCACAGAGCCGUCUGAGUCUCCUUCCGCCCCUUCAGUCGCUGCGCCGCCUAUGCCGUCAGCCGGGGAGACUGGGGCCCUCAGUGCGCCUGUCUCAUCAGCCUUCCACCAAAACGCGCAAGGUACUGUCCCGAGUCCGAUUCGCGCCCUAGGUCUCCUGGAGUCCAUCGCCGCGCAACUGCUGCUGUGGUCCGACAGACGGCGCCGCAUGACCCUGUCCCCGGGGGUGUCUGGAGACAGGGACCCGCUGGCCCUGGGGGCAUGCAGCUGCGCGGAGAGACGCCUCCUCCAGGCGAUUCAGGCAGCCGGAAAACUCGGGGGUGGCCGGCGCCUCGCAGCCGUCGCCGCGGAUGCCAUGGCGUGGGCCGCAGGUGUGGGGCCUGUCGCAGCGGCCAUGCGAGAGCAGCGGCUGUGGCACCGCCUCCUUCGGGCUCCAGAGACAGCCGCAGGCCCUGGGGUGCCCCAAGGCGCGGAUGGGCCUUCAGGAUCAGGAGCUGUUAGCAGCCCUCCCUCGGAGACACGGGUCUUCUCGUCGUCCACACGCGACUCUCCGGUGCUUGGCUGGGCUGAGGCCUCAGCUCUCGGCGGCAGGCUUCCAACCUUCUUCGAAGAAGACACGCAGCACUUGGCCUCGAACUGCUUCCUCGCCGCGCUUCGGGCCGCGGCUCUGGGACGCCGCGCCGCAGCCGCGCGCAGAUGCGAAAGAGCCCUAGGCGCCGGCGCGGCCACAGGCGGACCGAGCGGACUCGCCGUGAGCAGGCGGGGGCGCAAGGCGGCGUGGCGCCUCGCCCGCUUCUGCGCUGCGGGAUGGGUCCGCAGCGAGGCCCUUCUCAACCUGAGUUGGCGCAGAGAGGUUCGGACUCUGUUGCAAGUGCCUGCAGACGAAUUUGGCGCGGCAAGGUAUGCGUAUGCGCCGGGUCUGCGAGGCGGGGAGUCUUCAGAGACUCCAGUUGUGGGAGAACGAAGGACAACGCGAGAGACCUUCAUGCGAGGGGCUCUGGGCGUCCUCGCGAAGGAACUGAUUGCGACCUUCGACGCUCCCGAGCGACAGCUCUUCGAUUCCCUCGCGCUCUUUUGUUGCACGGCGACAGCCGCGGCAGAGCUCGACGUCUCGCUGUCCUCGGAGGGCUCGCUUCCAACCAGCGUUCAAGGCGGGAGACAUGAGGGGGCGCGCUCGUUCGUCUGCGGAGCUUGCACAGAUCUGGGGGAGGACCCACCGUCGGUUUCUUCUGCGUUGAGGCCCUCCUCGGCGGUCCUCUCGCUUGAGCAGCUGGAACGCCUCUUCCAUCUUGCAGUCGUAGCCCUCGCCUGCGUGUCUCUCUGUCUCUCCGCGGCGUUUCCUUUCCUCUCGCUCUUCUUCUCGCUUCACCCCAGCACACACACCGGCGCGCAGCUUGCGCCCUCGGCUAUCAGCGACGACCUGGGGCUCACGCCGAACAGUGCCCCGAAGCAGGAGACAGGAGGUGCAGAAGACCGCCCCCGCGCCUCCUCCACGGAGACAGCGACCGGGGAACUAAGACCCGGGCUCCGUCCGGCCGACGAGAUCAAAGGCGCCGGUCUUGUCUCCCCUCCGGAGACCUCGAGGCCGGGGGCCAGUGCGGAGACGCGCCUUCGAGCCAGAGACGGUUUUGGAGCCCCAGGAGGCCCCCACGAUCCCGAGGCGCUUGGCGAAGACGCCGCGCGGGAUGUGCGGCCGUUCCACCCCCUACGGACCGUGCUUCAUGUUGCGGUGUACCUGCACUUCAUUCUCAUGCAACCGGAGAGAUCCACGUGGCGAGUGGAGCUCCGGAGACACCUCAGAGACUUCCUCUGGCCUCGCCUGCUGCUGGGCUCCGUCGCAGAGUCGAGUGAGCAGGCUGCGGGCGACGCCGGAGAAGAGGGGAGGAGCGGCGCAUGCGAGGCGGAUCGGGACCGCUCGGCGAGAAGCCGUGGGCCUAGGGCGGAAGGCCCUCGUGGCGGAAAGGCGAAUUUCUUUCCGGCCUCCUCCAGUUUACUCCAGUGCCUCGCGACGUGCUUGAGUGUGAAAGUCUUCGAGUUCCUUCUCGAUGCGCUCCGAGCAGUCGACCGCGAAGCCCUGCGUCUUCUCCACUUUCUCCAGCUUCUCUCGCUCGUCGCCUCUGCAAGUGCCGCUGCGGGUGACACGGAAGCGGAACAAGAACAGAGCGUCGGCGUGAACGGCGAGGCGGCAGAGGCCCCGUCUCCCCGGUCCUCUUCCACGUCUGCGGGGCGCCUGUCGCGCAGCGUCUCAGGUCUGGAGGCCGACGGCUUCGCCACAGCUGGUUGCCGGAUCUCCGCGCAUGCGCUGCGUCUGCAAGAGCGGCAGAUUGACCUUCUCCGGGGCUGGAUAGAUCGUCUCUGUUUUUCUCUUUCUUCGUUCCUCUGCACGCAUCUGCGCCCGCUCCUGACGCGCGCAGCGCCUCUCGCGGCUUCGCUUCUUCUCCCGCUUCUCUGCUGCACAGACCCGGCGGGUGGCGGUGCCAGGACUCCCGAAUUCGACCGCUCCUCUUUUCUGGGCACCUCUCUCGGCACCGCGACGAAAAGCGCCAAAGCUUCUCUUCUCUGUGGCUCGAUCUCCGAGCUCCUUGGCCCAGAGGCUUCUCAGCUGUGGAUUCUCCUCGGCUGCACGAACCGCCUUCAGUGGCUCUUCAGCCAGCUGCCCUUUCUCCCGCUGCCGCAGCCCGCUCCGCCGUCUGCGCAGCCUAGUUCUGGCCUCGGAGCGCCGCCUUCCGGUGGAGCGCAAGGCGCGCCGAAGAACUCCGCGGGCCUUCCGGCCCCGGCAGGGCCCGUUGGCAUCCCGGCAGGGAGAGGGGCGCUCCAGAAGCUGUCUGCGGGAGUUGCGGAGCGCGCGGCUCGGGCCGCGGCUCUUCCGGGCAGCCUCGCAGAAGCGCGAAGCUCGAGAGAGGGCGCUGGGCACCGGGCACUGGGCGACGGAGGUUCCGUCGGGGGGUUCGGGGCGCGCGCUGGAAAGAAGGCCGGCGGCGAGUCGUGGUCGCGCCUGCAGCUUCAGGAGCAACUUGUGAGGGCGGGGAUUCCACAUUUGCUUCUCGGGGACCGACCCCAGGCUCCCCAGAGACAGAGUGGGCUGGGGUGGCCGCUGUCGCGUCUCCAACAGCAGCUCUUGGCCGAGCUUCCGUCUCUGCGCGUUGCCGACGAGCUGGUGGUUUCUGGGGCCUUUCCGGGGGUACCAUGUGUCCUGGGGGGCCUGUUUCCUCCGGGAAAGAUUUGCAGCAUCGCGGCAUCGAGAUCUUCUGUGAACGCUCUCGAUGCAUUGCGGAAGGCGUACGACCAUCACCUCCCCUCUUUCCUCACCCCGCAAGCUGUCGCGCUUCUUCUCGCAGAGGCUGCCGGCAUGCCGUGCCAUCACCGAGAAGACGCCUUGCGUGUCUCCGCGACGUCCCUGUCUCUGUCUGCCCCCUGGUGGAGCUCGCCGUGCUGCGCGGUGCCGCUCUGCGCCGUCCUGGGGCCCGUGACGGCGGCAUGCAGCGGCACCAGCCACAGACGAUACUUCCUUCCCGCUGGGGCCUCGAUGAGCACUGACCUCGCGAUAGGUGUGGGUCCGCUCGAGGGCCUUUCGGCCCCUGGAGCUGCGCCCCGUUUGGCGAGCAACUACGUUCUGCGUACUGUCCGCAUCCCGCCCUCGCUCUUGGGUGCCUCUCCCUCUGGAGGCGACACAUGCACUGCCUCUCUCCUCUACGGAGCCGCCGCCGCAGUCCACGCCACGGCGGCCGCCACGGCCGCUGUCGCUGCAACAGCUGAGGAGCGCAGCGCGCACCUUGUCUCUCGGAAACAGGCUGCGUCUGCUUCGCCGCCAGAGAGGGUUGUCGACUUAAGGACCAAAAACCGGGCGUCUGUCCCCGACGCGGAGGCCGCGAGCAAGCGCCAGACCUCCCCCCGGCCGCUGCCUCCGGGCUCGCCGGUGCCUUCAGAUCCCUCAGCUGUCCAGCCUGAGAGCCCACCGCCGCAGUCGAGAGCGCAGAGUGCGGGUCCAUCUGACCUUGAAGCUACAGGCGUUGGAAACAGACGUUCAGAGGGGGAGAGUCGCUCUUCACGGAGAGACCGUGCAGAGGCCUUGCGAGCAGAGGCCCGCUGGCUUCUCUCACUCAGCGCCCCGCAAGUCAGCGAGGCAGGGGGCCCAGGCGGGGCCUUCGUGGGAAUCGCCCCUCUGCGCCGUGCGACAGUGAACAGCUCGCAGCAUCUCCAGAGGCGUCUCGGGCGCGUACAGGGGCCUCCCCAGCUCCGGCGCGGGGUAUCGGGGCCCAAGCUGUCGACGCACGGGUGUUUUGAUGCGAAUUUCGACAGUCUGCUGAAGACCUCUGGUCUCCUGAGUGCGAGCUGGUCGGAGGGAUCUGUGCUGCUUUCUGUCUGGUUUGGGUACCUCUUGACGAGAGACACUUCCCUCUUCGCGUACGCCCAAGUGGACCGGAUGAGCGCGGCGAUGCGACUCCUCGCUGCCGCGGCUGCGGCGGACGUCUCCGCGCCCCCCGAGGAAGGCGUUGGAAGCCGAGGAGGCGCGGCGAAGCCCGGAGGACCGUCUGGAGCCUCAGGGGCCGGAAAAGCGGUUUCCACGCACCCGCUGUCUCCCACGGGCGCCGACCCCCCGGGAAGCAUUGGUGCUGCUGUGGCGGGACACGGCUUUUCGGCAGCCCCGUCGUUGGAGCCGACUUUUCCUUAUCAGGCCUUUCCCAGUUUGUCUGUUCUCCGGUCUCGCUUCUCCUUCACAGGGGCUGUGGGCGCACAUCCGUUCCUGCCGAUCUUCGCCGCGGCGCUCCAGGCUGUCGAGGUCCAGUCUAGCCCUGCGACCGCCUUCGCGGCGAUCCUCCGGCCGUUUGGAGCUCACGCGCGGAGUCUCCCGAAGGGCUCGCCCGCGGCGCUUCCGGCGACAACUCGCAUGGAUGGGCCCUCGGGGGCAGAGUCGAGAGACGCCGGUUCAAGUGCCGUGAAGGCCGACGCAGCAGCGCGACACGCAGGGCCGCGAGCUGGAGGCGAGUGCGGAGACAGUGAUGUGGCUCGCGUCGCCCCAUCAUCUGGGGCAACUCAGUUUCGAGCCGCAGCCGAGAGCGCGCGUGCGGGGGCCGUGGGACCUGGGGAGAAAGGGGCCCGUUUGACCGCGGACUCCCGUUCGGCCUCUUUCGCAGGUGCCUGUGGCCAUCCUCGCGAAGACCUUGACUCGGAGACAGGAAAGGCAGCGGGUUCCGACGAGAGGCGCCAGAUGCCGCAGGCGCUGGCAGUGCGUGAAGAGGUCGCCGCCUUGUCUGUCUCGGACCGCGGCGAAGGAAGUUUCUCUUUCGACGUCGGGCCUCCGACAGAGACUGGAAAGGAGACAGGCGCAAAGGGGCGAGCCGGAGCUCCAAGCCCCGGCGCCACUGGCGCCAGGGUCGGGGGGUCCGACUCGAGCGCGUUGGUCCCCUCGACCGUCGGAGGAGCGACCACACGCGGCCAUCCCCAGGAGGUGCGGCUCCAGAGUUUCGGGCGCAUCACAGCAGUGGUGUGGAGCGAGUCCGGAGACAGUCUCUUUCUGGCGGACUCCAACGGCUGGGUUCGGGUCUUCGGCCUUCUUCGCGGGCCCCUGAUGCCCCCCUCCGCCGCCGUCGCGGUUGCGGCAGCCGCGGCAGAUCCUGACACUGCGGCUCGCCUAGGGAUCUCCACGCACCUUCCUCGGCACCACCAUCACCACAGAAAGCCCAGUUCCGGCCUCAAAGAAGGCAUGCUGGCGGCGGCGCUGCAGCAGGUCUCUCGCCCGACAGUCGCCUGGAGAGCUCACGUGUCGACGGCGGAAGUCAUUCCACUCUUCGGGUGCGGUUCCUGGCUGCUCACUCGAGGUGUGGGCCUCUUCCCGCAUGCCCUUCGCCAUGAUCCCGUCCUGGUUGAAGGGCGUCCCUUCUCUGUGGGCGCGUCUCUGGAGCCGGCAGGCCCGAGGCCUUGUGGCACAGGAGGCGCGACCUCGGAGACUGGAGAGCCGGAUCCGAACUUCUUCUACCGCAGGGGACGAGGCCGCGAAGGCGCCGGUCGGGGCGACGGGCGCCGGAGUGUCUCCGUCGGCAACAACGCGGACGGGGACGGGGACGACGAAGACCCUGCAUUGGGAUUCGAGGAAAGCGGAGCCCUUCGGAGCGAGUGGCUCCCGACCCACGCGAAACCUCCGAUGCGGGUGUCCGUUCAAGCUCUCAAUGCCAGCGUAAACAGUCCAGACAGCGGGGGUUUGGGCGCAGGGCGAGGCGGUCGCGCCGCGACGCCUCCGGGGCGCAUGCGAGCGUCUGCAGUCGAUGACCAGCUGUCUGCGCAGCCAGAGGCAGUUCCCUACAGUCCGCGCGAUGACCGCGGCGACAGUGGAGACGAGCUGAGGCGGCGACAACGCAGUCGGCCUGACUCCGACAAGCGUGGAGGAGCGAAGACGGGGGGCCAUUACCACCAUCCUUUCUCGAUUUUUCGCCGAGGUCGAGGCAAGGGCUGCUGCGAGGCGGCGGCCGCAGCAGCUGCCGGCGGAGGUUUGGGUCGGAUGCGGAGCGCGUGUCUCCCGGCGCGGAGACGGGAGUCUGUGUCGGUGACGACUGAGACCGAGAAAGAUGGCGCCGAGGACGCCCCUUUGGGUCCGAAGCGAAGGCGGUCUUUUCGCAUGCUUCCGAACGCAGCUCGCCGCUUCAGGGGCGCCGACGUGAUCGCAAAGAUUCACUCGCGACUCCUCCAGUACCAGAGCCAGCUGCAGUUGCGUCACGGCGGCUCUCAGUUCCUCUCUCGCCGGAACAGCCAGCGAGACGGGGGGCUUGGGGCAGGAAAGGGGCGCACCCAAGGCGGCGCCGAGGCGAAGGGCCCCGCUCUCUUCGAGCACCCAGUCUCCGGACCUCUCACUAGGGGACGGAUAGGCGCCGAGGGCUUGGGUCUCUCUGGGGACUGCGCUCUGUACAGCGAGGGCGACGGACCUGAAGAGGAGAAUGCGGAUUCCGGCCCCCUCGCCGCGGCGUUGCCCCUGCAGCAGUGGACGUCGGCGCUGUUCGGGUUCGGAGGCCCCGAGGUAUCGGACGACGAGACCUCGCAGAGUGGAAAGGAGCGAGUUUUGGACAAGACCAUCAAGCAGAUGCCUCAAAUCGCGGGACCCUGCAUCUGUGUCUGGGACUUGUGGGACAUGACGGAAGGCGGGGGGCCGCGCCUCGACUGCGUCAUCACCUGUGACGACCUCCUUCUUUCGCGGAUUCAACAGCACCUGGCGGGCGUCGGGGGGGCUCCAGGCCCGCUCGGCUCCCGCGCCUCCAAGCGCGGCAAGAAGAGCAAGAAGCAGGUACACACCUCGGAUGAUACGCGCAGCAGAGACACCUGGGAAGUCGUCCCCACCCACACGCCCACGUGCAUGUGCGUCGCGGUCCUCCAGGACGGCCCCGCGCUCUGUGGCUGCUGCGGAGCUGCAUGCAGUGGAGGGUGUGGAUGCGCGCCUGUGGGGGUUCAGCGGGAGCGCGAUGGCGGGGCGAGAAACAGUGAAAGAGGGACCGACGCGCGCGCCUCUCGACGCCACACUGUCUGCGCCGGAGGGAGCAGCUGUCGGUGCUGCAGCUGGUGCUGUGGGUCGGUGCGGUGCGUGGUGUACGGAGACACAGACGGCUCCGUGCAUGCAGUCGAUUUGGCUGCUCAGGAGGAAGUUCACCGGUGGCGAGCGCAUCCGUCUGCCGUGGCCGCGUGUUCGGUGUCUAGGCCCGCCGCGGCUUGUCCCUCGCACUCAACAGUCCCCGGUUCCUGGCUCAUAACGGCGGCAGCCGCCUCUGCUGCAGACGCGACUUUCCGCUGCUGGAGUCUCUCCGCGCUGGCCGGAGGCGCGCCCUUUCUCCUCUACGAAUUCACCUCCCCAGGUCACAUUCCCCUUCCUCUCAGGGACGCCGGCCGCGCGCCGCGACCGCCCGUGACAGUCGCAGGCUCUGCCUUGUUCAGCAGUUGGCGGGGCGAGCUGGGACCCGCUCCAGGUGUGCUGGUAGGCGAUGGUGGCUGCUCUCCAGAAGAACGAAGAAGCGUCGAGCACCCGGGAGUCUGGGGCGAGGCGGAGCGACUCGGAGUGCCGCGGCAGCCGCCGCAGUCCGUCUCGCCUUUCUCGCCGUUCGCCCCCUCGUCCGCUAACGCACUUGUCCGCCUUCUCGGGGGAGACGCAAAGGAGACGAAAGAAAAUACGCCCGCGCAUGCAGAAGAGAGCGUGUCCAUGUUACAAGUCGUCAGUCCUGGUGGCAUUCUCACGGUCCGCCACGAUGGCACUGCUCUUUUAAAUCGCCUGUAAGCACAAAAGUGGAUGUGUGGUGGAGGGAGCCGCAGUGCGGGGGGAGGUUUGGGGGUUCGAUGUGAUGGGCAGCGUGGGUUUUGACAGGCGUGUGAUGUCAGUCGAUGACAAAUUGCAGUUCUCUGCUACAGAAUGUUCGUUAAUAUGGACAUUUUUGAACGUCAGUUCUCUGCUACACUUGUAGCCGGACCACACAGCUAGCGUUCUAUGAAGAGAGACG